AAGCUUUCCGGCAAAUAACGACAUACGCAUUAUUGCAGUCUCUUAAAUUGCACAAUUAGGUUUUUUAAAAUAAAUAUAUAAUAAUUCACAAUGGCAGAGGCAGAUUGGGAAGAAGUAACAUAUAUUGGCAAAAGACAGCCAAAAGGAUCUCAGCUGAAAACUGAAAAGGCAAUCAGCGCAGCAAAGAGACAGGGCCUCGAAAUUGACACGGGCAAAAAAUUUGGUGGCGGUGGGAAUAAGCAGCAUAGUUCAAAUAAAAACACGGCCGUUUUGGAUCGUGAAACUGAGGAGCUGCACCAUGAUAGCAUAAGCCUCGAUGUGGCCAAAUUAAUACAACUUUAUCGACAAAAGAAAAACCUUACGCAAAAGGAGCUCGCAACAAAAAUAAAUGAAAAGCAGCAAGUAAUAAAUGAAUAUGAGGCUGGAAAGGCACUUCCCAACAACCAGGUUAUGGGAAAGCUAGAGAGAACACUUGGUGUCAAACUUCGUGGCAAAGACAAAGGCCAGCCAUUUCAGCAGAAGAAGUAGCAUGUCAGAAACCAUGCAUCUUAAAACCAACUGCACAUUUUUCCGUCUAAUGGGAAAUUGUUUUGGAGGUAAUGAGCAGACAAGCUGUUAACAGUGUAUCACUGAUAAACUGACUAUUUUGACUCUACUUUGAGUGAAUGUCAACAUUUCUGGUUGCUAUGAAAUUCGCUUUGUGAAAGCGUUCACAGAAGCAGCUUCCGAGAUGAUUUCCUGAUCUGUACAUUUAUUUUAUUAAUGGAAAACCGUUUGUGGACUCCUGCCUUGACAGAGACACUUUUCUUAACAGUUGUCUUAAUAAACUUUGUAUCUAA
This is a messenger RNA of Gigantopelta aegis, 839 nucleotides long. Its product is annotated as endothelial differentiation-related factor 1-like. The transcript has 5 exons. Gene Ontology annotation, cellular component: nucleus. Gene Ontology annotation, molecular function: DNA binding. Lineage: Eukaryota; Metazoa; Mollusca; Gastropoda; Neomphalida; Peltospiridae. The coding region runs from base 91 to 528 and encodes 145 amino acids. The record is from RefSeq and is a predicted model, not a curated record.